AUGAAAAGCAUUCUCACCUCCCCGGAUCCUGAAAAGGAAAAGAAUUCUGAAGAAGCUGAAAAACUCAAGGAGCACGUUCCUAAGGAGUCAUCUGAUGAGAAGAAAGAGAAAGGAAAAGUCUCAGCAGCAGCAAUGAAAACUGUAUCUUCCAAAGAAAAAGCUGACAAAGACUUGGUAAAUAGUAUUCCACGUAACUUUAAAGUAAAGUUAUGCACACCAGCAUGCGUUGAUGUCGUGGCACAUUACAAAUCUCUUAACCUAGAAUUUGAGAGGCAAAAAGACAAAGCCUUAAAAUUUAACAAGGAACUUAAACAGAACGAGGCCGCAUAUCAGAGAAAGUUGAAUUCAACUUUAGCAGAAAUGCAAACUCUAAAAGAAUUUGUUUUUAGAAAAGAUUUCAUCAUCAACGAUCUCACUGACAGACUAGAAAAAGCUUUGAACGAAAAUAAUAAAUUACAAAUUAUCAUAGACAAAUGGAAUGUCAGUCAAAAGGCCUUUACUGACAUCAAAAACUGCCAACGACCAACGAACAGUUUUGGAAAAUUCCUCAUCGAGGAAAUUCCAGAAUUUAUUCCAUCUCGAACAGGUAUGACAGAUUCAGAAAGGGAAGUCACUGAAGAAAGCAGCAAAGAAGAUUCAAGCUUUUCUGCCACAGAAAAGAAAAAAGAAACAAGCUUUUCUGCCUCAGAAAAGGAAGAAGAAACAAGCUUUUCUGCCUCAGAAAGGGAAGAAGAAACGUCAACUUCUAAUGAAGAGCAAAAAUCAGAAACUUCAAGUGAAGAUCAAACAACAAAAGGUGAGAGCUCUGAAGAUUCAAGUGACGAAACAAAUGACGAUCAAAAUUCAGAAAGUUCAAGUGAAGAUCCAAGCUGCAGUGAUUCAAGUUACGAAGCAAGUGAAGAACAAAAUUCAAGUGAAUAUCAAACAUCAGAAAGUUCAUCAUAUUCCGACAAUGAUGAAUAA
Messenger RNA from Helianthus annuus (common sunflower), 963 nucleotides. Its product is annotated as nucleolar transcription factor 1-like. Bases 1 to 963 code for a protein of 320 amino acids. NCBI's taxonomy places the organism in Eukaryota, Viridiplantae, Streptophyta, Magnoliopsida, Asterales, Asteraceae. The transcript has 2 exons. The record is from RefSeq and is a predicted model, not a curated record.